Molecule: messenger RNA, 2111 nt
Organism: Ruditapes philippinarum (Manila clam)
Lineage: Eukaryota; Metazoa; Mollusca; Bivalvia; Venerida; Veneridae
Product: heat shock 70 kDa protein 12B-like
Exons: 5
Coding region: 255-1862 (535 amino acids)
Source: RefSeq, a predicted model, not a curated record
CAACGUUUUGAGUUCAUUAUAGGUAUGAUCCAUUCUAUAAUAGUAAUGGGUUUUAUCCCAUUUGGAAAGAAUUGGAAAUAAGAGUAGAACUUUUCGACAGCAGUCUUUUGAAUAAAAUAUUUUCGUUUAAUGUUGUAAACAUAUUUGUUUUACACAGGACAAUACCAUUACGACGAAGUCAAAAGCAAUCGAAUAAAGUUUAUUGAUACGAGAUUCUCUGAACGGAAGUUAUAUAAACAAACACAGUGACUAAAAUGGCGGGUUCUGCAUUGCUAGUGGUUGCAUUGGACUUUGGUACAACAUACAGUGGUUAUGCCUUCUCGUUCCGGGACAACCCGUUAAACGUACAGACUAAUAAAGGAUGGAUUGCUGGAAGCGAUCAGCUUAUAUCCUUGAAAACACCAACGUGUGUUCUACUCAAUCCAUUUGAGCAGUUUGACUCAUUUGGAUAUGAAGCAGAAAAUAAAUUUUGCUACCCUUGCCGAAGACGAAAUUAUAUAUAUAUGCAGGAUCUAUCAAGAUCGACUACCGUUAACGACAUAAACGGAAGAUCAAUGCCAGCAAUGAGAAUCUUUACAAUGUCAAUAAAGUAUCUGAAACAACAUUUCACUACGACGAUCAACAAACAAAAGACCGGGAUAGUUGACACAGACAUACUGUAUGUUUUAACUGUACCUGCCAUAUGGAAUGAUAAUGCAAAGCAAUUCAUGCGUGAAGCAGCAGAAAAGACAAUUUCUACAGAUGUAAAGGAGUCAUGGUCUAAAGCAGGGAGACAAUACAUGGUGAUCGAUCUUGGAGGUACUGCAGAUAUAUCAGUACAUGAGAAACAAAUCGAUGACACAUUAAAGGAACUCCAUAAAGCAAGUGGUGGUCCGUGGGGAGGAAUAAUUGUUGACAACAACUAUUUAGAAUGGCUGACUAAGAUAUUCGGGAAUACCACAAUGCAAAAAUUUAAAAGUAAGCAAAUGGAAGACUACUUUCAAAUGCUUAGGGAUUUCGAAAUAAAAAAGCGUUCUGUCACUCCCGAAUUAAAGGGGAAAUUUACAUUUAGACUGUUUUCAUCAAUAAAAGAGCUUUAUCAGGAGAGUAACAUGCCUCCAUUAGGGAAAAGAGUUGCCGAUCUUGGAUUGUCCGGAAUGGUUACAUUUACUGGCGACAAAAUGAGAGUUGACGUUUCUGUCGUUAAACAAUGGUUUGAGGCUCCGAUAAAUAGCGUGAUUGAGCAUGUACAAAAUAUUCUUGCAAAACAGAAUAUGCAAAAAGUCGAAACAAUUCUUUUAGUUGGUGGGUUUGGGGAGUGUGAAUUAGUCAAAUACAUUAUCCAGAGAGAAUUAAAGUACAAGGAAAUCAUUACCCCAGAAGAGGCAGGUCUUGUUGUUCUCAAAGGUGCAGUGCGGUUUGGACAUUAUCAGGAUACUGUACGUUCAAGAAUAAUGACCCACACUUACGGGAUGGCUACCUUUCAAAAUUUUGAUGAGCAAAAACAUAAAAAUGCAGAAGUAAAAUUUAUAAAUGGUAAGAAAAAGGCUUGCAAUGUCCCAAGAACAAUUAUACAGGCUGGAGAAGAGGUUAAUAUUGGGAAAAUUAUUUCUAAAGGUCCAUUCACGCCAUCUGACCCUGAUGAAACGAAUAUAAUGGUAUAUUGUACAGAAGAAAUUGAUCCUGAAUACACAACAGACAAUGGCUGCAAACACAUAGGAACGCUAAGAGUAGCACAUUCAAAUGGCAGAUCGAAAGAGGAUAAUCAACUAGAAACCUCGUUCAUAUUUGGUGAUACUGAACUUCUCGUGAAAGCUGUUAAUGUCAGAACAAAAGAAGAAUUUUCUACGUAUAUGGACUGUCUACAAAAAGUGUAUACAUAAAACAAAACAUAUGCUAUUCUACAAAUGAAUAAUACUUUAGCAUGCAAUUUAUUGCAAACGUUGAUAUGAAUGCAUAUAUUACAUAAUUGCAAAAACUUGGUAGAAAUGAAUAAUUUAUCCCUAGUAAAAAAAGUUGUGAUGAUAUAUUUCUCAUAUAUUCUCUUUAUUUGUAUGAUAGUCAAGAAGAAACAAUUAAUCCAAUAGUUCAGCCUUAAACGUGAACUGUAGAAUGACGCUUUCCAAGCAACG